AUGUCGUUUUGUUCGUCUAUAGCAACCCCACAGUCUCUGUCUCUCUUAUCUAAAACCAAGCCCAUUAUCAAUGGAGGAGACUACAAACUGGGCUCUCGCUUUAGAGCUUCUGCUGACGUCCCUGAUUUUCUCUCUGCAGAUUGGCUUGAAUCUCGAAGGAAGAAACCAUUUGGCCCAAGAUUAAAUUUUAGUGCAGAAGAGGCUGUUAAAUGCCAGCUUGAUGCAUUGAAGUAUAACGAUCAACCUCGUCAGGAUUAUGGGAUUGAGGUUAUGUAUAGGUUUGCUGGAUUUGAUCCUUUCGAAAGGUCAACUUAUUUUGGACCAUUUUUUGAUUUGGGGCAGUUUGAAAGGUUUAGGAGGAUUUUUCACCAUUCGACAUAUCGAGUGUUGCUUGGUCACAAGGAGAGGAAGAUCUUGAGCAGUUUGUUCGUGGAAGAGAAUCGAUUCAAACAGAGGAUAUGGAUUCGAGGGAAUCGGCCUGAGGAGGAAGAAAUAUUUCAAUUUACCAUGGUUCAGAGAGUCGGUGGUUCAUGGGAUGGUUAUUGGCUGACAGAGUCUCUUCUUCAUGACGGAGAUGCUUUAGCUGGUGGUUUGGCCUACUAA
Messenger RNA from Dovyalis caffra, 603 nucleotides. The record is from the annotation of a GenBank genome assembly. Lineage: Eukaryota; Viridiplantae; Streptophyta; Magnoliopsida; Malpighiales; Salicaceae.